CGGCUUUGUAUUUACGAAUUUCUGGAGCUCAGGGUAGUUUAGGAGAGGCGGUGUUCCAAGUGGAGUUGUUGGAUUUGGCAAAUAAAAAUGCAGGGAGUCUAGUUAAACUUGAAUUUUAACUAGAUAAGUACUUUUUUAGUAUAGUUAUAGCCUAAAUAUUGUACGGAACAUAUUUAGUUUUUAACAAUUUCUAAUUUAUUUGAAAUUGAAGUUUGAUUGGACGUUCUGUAUUUUAUCUGGCCGCCUUAGUCUUGGGCGCCCCCUGCCUUGGGUUCUGCUAUCCAUUGGCAANGGGGGGGGGGGGGAACAGGUACAAAUUUCGUCCAGACCGUCAAAAUCAGCUAUUGCUACGUGGUAAGCCACUUUUAUAGCCAGUGCUCUUUGGCCAGCCCCAGCAAUAGCUGGGGCCCGUUUUGAAUCCCCAUGGUAGCUCCCUCUGUGUUUUCCCGUUCACAGCUGGAGUCAGGAACGGUUUGUCUUCUUUUAAUGGGAAAGUUGAGCUCCAUGCAGGCUAAGUGAUCCCAGGCUGGACGUUGCCAGGAGACCCAGUGAGAGAAAUGGAGCUGUCCCUGUGGUAGAGCUGGAGCCUGAUUCUCUGCUGUGUCCACACUUGCUGCUGCAGUCUGCAGCCAUGGACGCCAAGUGGUGCUGAGAGCAGUGGGGCAUGGCUGCAGCCCUGCAGGUCCUGCGUCAUUUGGCCAGAGCCCCCUUGGGCCCACUCCUCUGGGGGGGCCCGUUGGCCCGCCUGGCCAGUAGCAUGGCUCUGGCAGAGCAGGCACGGCAGCUGUUUGAGAGCACUGUGGGUGCAGUGCUGCCCGGCCCCAUGCUGCAGCGGGUCCUGUCCUUGGACCCCGACAGCGGAGAGCUGAAGGUACGGGACCGGAGCUUUCAGCUGCGGCAGAACGUCUACCUGGUGGGCUUUGGCAAGGCUGUGCUGGGCAUGGCAACUGCAGCCGAGGAGCUCCUGGGCCAGCAUCUUGUGCAGGGCGUGAUCAGCGUUCCCAAGGGGAUCCGUGCAGCCAUGGAGCAUGCUGGCAAGCAGGAGAUGCUGCUGAAGCCACACAGCUGCAUCCAGGUAUUUGAGGGUGCGGAGGACAACCUGCCGGACCGGGACGCUCUGCGGGCUGCUCUGGCCAUCAGGCAGCUGGCCGAAGGCCUCACCGCUGAUGACCUGCUGCUCGUGCUCAUCUCAGGGGGUGGCUCAGCCCUCCUGCCCGCCCCCAUCCCACCUGUCACUCUGGAGGAGAAGCAGACACUAACCAAGCUGCUGGCGGCCCGGGGAGCCACAAUCCAGGAGCUGAACACCAUCCGGAAGGCCCUGUCCCAGCUCAAGGGUGGGGGACUGGCUCAGGCCGCCUACCCUGCUCAGGUGGUGAGCCUCAUUCUGUCAGAUGUGGUGGGGGACCCCGUGGAGGUGAUUGCCAGUGGCCCCACUGUGGCCAGCAUCCACAGCGUGCAAGACUGCCUGCACAUCCUCAAUCGCUAUGGCCUUCGUGCUGCCCUGCCACGCUCUGUGAAGACUGUGCUGGCCCGAGCCGACUCUGACCCUCACGGGCCACACACCUGUGGUCACGUCCUCAAUGUGAUCCUUGGCUCCAACGCACUGGCACUGGCCGAGGCUCAGAAGCAGGCUGAGGUGCUGGGAUACAGGGCUGUGGUGCUGAGCACAGCCAUACAGGGUGAUGUGAAAAGUGUGGCCCAGUUCUACGGGCUGCUGGCCCGAGUUGCUGGAGCCCGCCUUGCUCUGCCUGGCACUGGAGCGUCUGUGGAGGAGGAUGACCGACUCUGUGAACUUGCUGCUGACCUCCAGCUCCCAGAUCUGCAGCUGAAAGAGGCUCUGGAGGCUGUGGUGGGCGCUCAGGGCCCAGUCUGCCUGCUGGCUGGUGGCGAGCCCACGGUGCAGUUGCAGGGCUCAGGCAAGGGUGGCCGCAACCAGGAGCUGGCCCUGCGUGUUGGAGCGGAGCUGGGACAAUGGCCACUGCAGACUGUGGAUGUGCUGUUUUUGAGCGGCGGCACUGAUGGGCAGGAUGGGCCCACGGAGGCAGCCGGGGCCUGGGUCAGGCCUGAGCUCACCAGCCAGGCCGCCGCCGAGGGUCUGGACGUGGCCACCUUCCUAGCCCACAAUGACUCACAUACCUUCUUCUGUCGCUUCCAGGGUGGGGCACACCUGCUGCACACGGGGCUGACCGGCACCAACGUCAUGGACGCCCACUUCCUGUUCCUGCAGCCGCAGUGAUGCUGUAGGUGUAGGUCAUGUUUUGGGGAACCUAGAAGAGGCCUGCAGGGCAGCGUCCUGGAACAGACCAGGUUUGGUCCCCAGGGCCUGACCAGGCUUUAGGGCCCCGUCUCCCUUGGCUGUGGCCACUUGGUUGGCCCUUACACCUCCCAGCCAGGGCUCCCUCUGUGUCCAGUUUCACACUGGCCAGGCAGAUGGGGGCUCUCUUCCACCCCUACUUUCAGCCAUGGGUACCCCAGAG
Odocoileus virginianus texanus is the source of this 2477-nucleotide messenger RNA. The record is from RefSeq and is a predicted model, not a curated record. NCBI's taxonomy places the organism in Eukaryota, Metazoa, Chordata, Mammalia, Artiodactyla, Cervidae.